This is a messenger RNA of Acanthochromis polyacanthus (spiny chromis), 5305 nucleotides long. RefSeq names its product adenylate cyclase 2a (gene adcy2a). Gene Ontology annotation, cellular component: plasma membrane. Gene Ontology annotation, biological process: adenylate cyclase-inhibiting G protein-coupled receptor signaling pathway; intracellular signal transduction; cAMP biosynthetic process. The transcript has 25 exons. NCBI's taxonomy places the organism in Eukaryota, Metazoa, Chordata, Actinopteri, Pomacentridae. Bases 85 to 3675 code for a protein of 1196 amino acids. Gene Ontology annotation, molecular function: adenylate cyclase activity. The record is from RefSeq and is a predicted model, not a curated record.
CCUCUCUCACUCUAAAGAGGACUCAGUGUCUGCGCUUCCCUUCAUUUUCCACCCCAACAUGUUGGCAGGGGGAGAAAGAGGAGGAUGCUGCGCUCUACCCUUGGUGCGUUCUUGCCACCUCUCCAGCCGGCGCUCGCUGCCUCUGAAUCAGACUCGGCUCUCAGUUGUCUCCGCCUGAAGGACUUAAAAGAGGAGGUGGAGGAGGAUCCGAAGAAUAAGCUGGAGCUUAGGAGUUCUCGCUCCAGGGUCCUCAACAGGAACAACAACAGCAGGAGAACAGAAUCUGUGGUGGAAACUACUAAUACCUCAGCAGUGAGCACCUCCUCCUCCUCCGGCUUCCCUCACUCCUUUUCCUCCCUCUCGGCUCCAAGAUCCAUGUGGCAAGAGGCAAUAAGGAGGAAGCGCUAUCUCCUUGGGGCAGGAGAGUCUGGGAAAGUGGAUAAAGGAGGAGGAGGUGGUGGUCAGGAGAAGAGGAACAGGUCCCCGGACUGGUUAUAUGAAUCCUACUACUGUAUGAGCCAGCAGCAUCCCCUGAUUGUGUUUUUGCUCCUCAUAGUGAUGGGAGCCUGCCUGGCGCUGCUGACUGUGUUCUUUGCUUCGGGACUGAACGUUGCAGACCAUGUGGCCUUUGUAAUCACUGUACCCACGGCACUGGCUAUAUUCCUGGCUGUGUUUGUACUAGUCUGCAUUGAGUCCAUCUUCAAGAAGCUUUUACGUGUUUUCUCCCUCGUCAUCUGGGCUUGCUUGGUUGCCAUGGGUUACCUUUUUAUGUUUUCUGGCGGGAUCGUCUGCCCAUGGGAUCAGGUUUCCUUUUUCCUCUUCAUUGUGUUUGUGGUAUACACAAUGCUGCCGUUCUGUAUGCGGGACGCCAUCAUCGCCAGCGUUCUGACGUCUGCCUCACACACCAUUGUGUUGAGUGUCUGCUUGUCCACCACAGCUGUUCGCAUGGGACCAGUCCUGUGGCAGAUUUUGGCCAAUAUCAUCAUUUUUAUGUGUGGCAACAUGGCUGGGGCGUACCACAAGCAUCUGAUGGAGCUGGCACUCAAACAAACUUACCAGGACACCUGCAACUGCAUCAAGUCCCCAAUUAAACUGGAGUUUGAGAAGAGACAGCAGGAGCGUCUGCUGUUGUCUCUGCUGCCGGCUCAUAUCGCCCGUGUGAUGAAAGCUGAAAUCAUCCAGAGACUUAAGGGUCCCAACUUUGGUCAGAUUGAGAACACAAACAAUUUUCACAACCUCUAUGUCCAGAGACACACUAAUGUCAGUAUACUUUAUGCUGAUAUCGUAGGAUUCACGAGACUGGCCAGUGACUGCUCACCUGGAGAGCUUGUUCACAUGUUAAACGAACUGUUUGGCAAAUUUGACCAAAUUGCCAAGGAAAAUGAAUGUAUGCGAAUCAAGAUCCUGGGUGACUGUUACUACUGUGUGUCCGGCCUGCCAGAGUCACUGUCAAACCACGCGAAAAACUGCGUGAAAAUGGGUCUGGAUAUGUGUGAGGCCAUCAAGAAGGUGCGAGACGCCACAGGGGUCGACAUCAACAUGCGUGUUGGCGUGCAUUCUGGGAACGUGCUGUGUGGAGUUAUUGGACUUCAGAAAUGGCAAUAUGAUGUCUGGUCACAUGAUGUCACGCUGGCCAAUCACAUGGAGGCAGGAGGUGUACCAGGGAGAGUCCACAUAACCUCGGUGACACUGGAGCACUUGAAUGGUGCCUAUAAGGUGGAAGAAGGAGAAGGACAAGAACGAGAUCCCUAUCUGAAGGAACAUGGAGUCAUCACCUAUUUGGUCAUCAUCCCAAAGGUGGAGCGUCGGAGCCCACAGCAUCAUUACCGACCCAGACACACUCUGGACGGAGCGAAGAUGAGAGCCUCAGUGAGGAUGACCCGCUACCUGGAGUCGUGGGGAGCAGCCAAGCCCUUUGCCAACCUGCACCACAGAGACAGCAUGACUAAUGAGAACGGCAAGAUCAACACUGCUGAUGUGCCGAUGGGCCGGUAUCACUUCCGAAGGAGAUCAGAAAGGACAAAGUCUCAGAAGAAACGAUUCGAGGAGGAACUCAACGAGAGGAUGAUCAGGACUAUUGAUGGAAUAAACGCACAAAAACAGUGGCUCAAGUCCGAGGACAUCCAGAGAAUAUCGUUAUUCUUUCACAACAAAUCCUUAGAGAAGGAGUACAGAGCAACAACCUUGCCGGCCUUCAAAUACUACGUCACCUGCGCCUGUUUGAUCUUUUUCUGCAUUUUUAUUGUGCAGAUUCUCGUCUUGCCAAAGACAACUGUUUUGGGAAUAUCCUUUGGAAUGGCUUUUCUUAUUCUCUCCUUGACCCUCUUCAUAUGUUUCAUUGGACACUUCCUGCAUUGCAGUAAAAGCGCCUCCUCUUCUUGGAUGUGGCUGCUGAGGUCAUCAGUCAUUAUUGCCAACAAGCCAUGGCCCCGCAUCACUCUCACCAUGACAACCACAGCUCUAAUACUAAUAAUGGCAGUCUUCAACAUGUUCUUUUUGGAAGACAAUGUGUUGCCUUUAGUUCCUGUUUACAAUUCCUCCAAUGAAACACUGCAUGGGCACUUCACUGGCAAAAACUAUUUCUACCUUCCUUAUUUAAUCUACAGCUGCAUCCUGGGCCUGAUUUCUUGCUCAGUUUUCCUGAGGAUAAACUACGAGCUGAAGAUGAUCAUCAUGUUAACAGCGGUGGUCGUCUACAAUGUCAUUAUUCUACAGACGCAUGCCUCUCUGCUGGAUGAAUACAGCAGAGAGGUUCUGUACAAGACUGAAAGCUUAGAUAGACCAGGAGUUCUCAAAGACCUGAAGACUAUGGGCUCUAUCUCCCUCUUUAUCUUCUUCAUCACUCUGCUUGUGCUUGCCAGACAGAAUGAAUAUUACUGUAGGUUAGACUUUCUCUGGAAGAACAAGUUCAAGAAGGAGUGUGAGGAGAUUGAAACCAUGGAGAACCUCAACCGGGUUCUUCUUGAGAAUGUCCUGCCUGCACAUGUUGCAGAACACUUCUUGGCACGCAACUGGAAGAAUGAGGAUCUUUACCACCAGUCCUAUGACCUGGUUUGUGUCAUGUUCGCCUCCAUCCCAGACUUUAAAGAGUUCUACACUGAGUCUGACGUCAACAAAGAAGGAUUAGAGUGCCUCAGGCUCCUCAAUGAAAUCAUUGCUGACUUUGAUGAGUUGCUUUCCAAACCUAAAUUCAGUGGUGUGGAAAAGAUCAAGACCAUCGGUAGCACUUACAUGGCUGCUACUGGGCUAAACGCAUCUCCUGGGCCUGAAUACACAUCACAGGAGCAUGACAGGCAGUACAUGCACAUAGGGACCAUGGUAGAGUUUGCAUUUGCCUUGGUGGGGAAGCUGGAUGUCAUCAACAAACACUCCUUCAAUGACUUCAAACUCCGAGUUGGUAUUAACCAUGGCCCAGUCAUAGCUGGAGUCAUUGGGGCCCAGAAACCACAGUAUGAUAUCUGGGGAAACACAGUGAAUGUAGCCAGCAGAAUGGACAGCACUGGAGUCCUGGGGAAAAUACAGGUGACGGAGGAGACGAGUCACAUCCUUCUGACUCUGGGCUACAUGUGCUCCUGUAGAGGAAUCAUCAAUGUCAAGGGUAAAGGAGAGCUCAAGACCUUCUUUGUGCACACUGAGAUGACUCGCUCACUGUCCCAAGGGAAUGUAAUGCCGUAAGACUGGUUCAGAAUAUUCUGAGUUUACACAGGCAUAAAGAACAAACUUUCAUUUCAGAUGGAGGAAGGUUUGAUCUUCUCCGCUUUGAUGUGAAAUGAUGUGAGACAUGAAAUAAUCUGGGCUGCACGGAGGAGAAAAUCAGAGUUUAGCGUUUCAUUGCAAAUGACCUAUGCCACAGCUGUAGUAUACAUUUUGUCACUUAUGUAAUUCUAAGUGUAACAUGUACAGCAAGUAGGCAGUAACCCCUGAAAAUAUAUUGUAAUUUGAAUGUUAGAGCUGGAAAAUCCACAGUGGCACAAGUCAGCCAGAUGUAAUAACGGACAAGUUCGGUCAGAGAGAAGAAUCUCAAAUGAUCCAGAUGAGUUUCCUAACUCCGCUUUGGGCGGUUACUGACUGUCACCUUAACUUAGAAACACAGGCUUCAGCCAGGUGCAUCCAAACAAAUUGAACUCAUUUUACAGGACAUUUUGGAUCACAAAUAAUGUGCAGCAAGCAGUAGAAAAACAGAUUGCAUGGCAACAGUUUUCAUCAGAGCGUCCAAAAGAUAAUUUCAGCAGGUGCUAUGAAUAAAAUGAAGUUUGUGUCCCUCCAACUCAACCAAAUGUUUAGAGAAACACAAAAGGCCACAGAUGAAAGAUUUCAUACGGAAAAUUAAAGCAGAGGAUGGUACAAUAGAGAGGAAAACACGGCCACUGUUGCAAAGGUGAGAUGUGUCUAUAAAAAUAACACAGCCAACAGGUGUACAUAACUCCAUCAACCUUGUUAGAAGCACGAAGUCUUGGAUGUAUUUUACAGGUGGUCUAGGACUACAAAAGGAAAAACACUAAAGAAUCUAUGAAUAUAUUAUGAUAUUCAUGCAGGGCCAGGUUUUCCAAAACUGUCUUUGCACUUUUAUCAUCUUUCCUAUUGUUUAUGACGAAGAUAAAGAUUAGUCAGAAGUCAGGGGUCCGAUGCAUAGAUAAUCUAUGUAUGUCAUUUUCUGAUAUCUAUCAAAGAAUUUGUGUUGAAAAUGUGCACACUUUAGACACUUCACACUGGGCAUACAGAGUUUCUGGAGCAGCAGGGUAAAUAAGGAGAUGAAAUUUGGGACAAUGCACCAAAUCUUUUUCAAAACAUUUGUGCUUUUUCUGUGAUUGAGGGUUUUUUUUACAUCUAAAUAGCAAAAGCUAAUUUAGUAUAAUCUGGAAUUUCUGUUUGAGUGAUUAACAUUAUCCUCAACUAUGGAAUAUGUUCAAAGUGCCACGAUCAUCUCUCUUUUGUAAAGAUGACAGAGUGAUCACUGUACCUAACCCUAGCUCCACAAUGACUGAGACUUAUGGAACAAAACCAGACAUACAUAUGGAUAUGUACAUCUGAAAAAGUGGGCAUACACAAUCUUCUGCAUCUGAUCCCUGGUGUACAGAUUUAGAAAACAUGUUUGAGUAAAACAACUAGAUACAAAGGAAUGAAAGAUGAUUUGAGUGUCAAGAUUUUGAGUAAUCCAGACCUGAUCAGUGUACAGGGUAGCUUUAGAGUGCAUAUGGUACUGUGGUUUUGUAAGAAAAGAAAAUACUACCAAAAAAGUGUUUUGAUGUUUUAAUGAUGCCAUUGUUUUUUGUAAAAACUCAAUUAAAAUUUAUAUGUAUUUAAA